Molecule: messenger RNA, 3231 nt
Organism: Condylura cristata (star-nosed mole)
Lineage: Eukaryota; Metazoa; Chordata; Mammalia; Eulipotyphla; Talpidae
Gene: FTO
Product: fat mass and obesity associated
Exons: 9
Coding region: 157-1692 (511 amino acids)
Biological process (GO): RNA repair; regulation of multicellular organism growth; DNA alkylation repair
Molecular function (GO): broad specificity oxidative DNA demethylase activity; ferrous iron binding; mRNA N6-methyladenosine dioxygenase activity
Source: RefSeq, a predicted model, not a curated record
GUCGUCGCCGUGCAUUCUGGGAGUGGUAGUUCUCGAGGCUCCGCCCGCGAAUGGUUCCCGGCGGGAGCUGGGCGCCGAGAGAACUACAGGCAGGAGGUGGGGUUCGGGGUUCGGGUCUACGCGGCUAGCAGUGGCGGAGGCGGCUGUAAGAGCAGCAUGAAGCGGACCCCGACCGCCGAGGAAAGGGAGCGCGAAGCCAAGAAACUGAGGCUCCUUGAAGAGCUUGAAGACACUUGGCUUCCAUAUCUGACCCCCAAAGAUGACGAAUUCUAUCAGCAGUGGCAACUGAAAUACCCCAAGUUGAUUCUCCGAGAAGCCGGCAGCAUUCCCGAGGAGCUUCACAAAGAGGUCCAGGAAGCCUUCCUUACCUUGCACAAGCAUGGCUGCCUGUUCCGGGACCUGGUCAGGGUCCAGGGCAAAGACCUGCUCACCCCGGUGUCUCGCCUCCUGAUUGGGAACCCAGGCUGCACCUACAAGUACCUGAACACCAGGCUCUUCACGGUGCCCUGGCCGGAGAAAGGUGUGACUGUGACAUACAACGAGGCCGAAAUAGCCACUGCCUGUCAGACCUUCCUGAAGCUCAACGAAUACCUGCAGAUAGAGACCCUGCAGGCUUUGGAAGAACUCGCCGCGAAAGACAGGGAUAACAUCGACGCCGUGCCUGUGUGUAUAGGUCCCGAUUUCCCUAGGGUUGGCUUGGGGUAUGACGGGCCGGACGAAGUGGAGCUGAACACCAGAGCCGCGUACAACAUGACCUUGCUAAAUUUCAUGGAUCCCCAGAAGAUGCCAUACCUGAAAGAGGAGCCUUACUUUGGCAUGGGGAAGAUGGCUGUGAGCUGGCAUCACGACGAAAACCUGGUGGACAGGUCUGCCGUGGCGGUCUACAGUUACAGCCGCGAAGGCCCUGAAGAAGAAGAGGACAGUGAUGAUGACCCUGAACUUGAAGGCAGAGACCCUGACACUUGGCAUGUGGGCUUCAAGAUCUCGUGGGACAUAGAGACACCUGGCCUGGCGAUACCCCUUCACCAAGGAGACUGCUAUUUCAUGCUUGAUGAUCUCAAUGCCACCCACCAACACUGUGUUUUGGCUGGUUUACCACCUCGGUUUAGUUCUACCCACCGAGUGGCAGAGUGCUCUACCGGGACGCUGGACUACAUCCUCCAGCGCUGCCAGUUGGGUCUGCAGAAUGUUCAUGAUGAGGCGGACAAUGGUGAUGUCUCUUUGAAGUCUUUGGAACCUGCAGUUUUGAAACAAGGAGAAGACAUCCACAACGAGGUUGAGUUUGAGUGGCUCAGACAGUUUUGGUUUCAAGGCAAUCGAUACAGAAAGUGCACUGAUUUUUGGUGUCAACCUAUGACUCACCUGGAAGAACAGUGGAAGAAGAUGGAAGGUGUGACAAAUGCCGUGCUGCAGGAAGUUCGACGAGAGGGCCUCCCAGCAGGGCAGAGGAGGGACAUGGUGUCUGUCAUCCUCGCCUCGCUCACCACACGCCAGAACCUGAGGACAGAGUGGCGAGCCAGGUGCCAGUCCAGAAUUGCCCGAACUUUACCCCUGGACCAGAAGCCAGAAUGUCGGCCAUACUGGGAGAAGGAAGAUCCUUCGAUGCCUUUGCCAUUUGACCUCACAGAUAUCAUUUCUGAGCUCAAAGUUCUGCUUCUGGAGGCCAAACCCCAGGAAGAAAGCACAUUUUAGAUGCAGAGAGAAACAUGUUUGGGGCUUCUCACCCCCUUUCUCAUGGGCAAGGACAAUGGGUAGACGUAGCUUUGAGAUAGUAGAACCCCGGUCCCCAUCAAGAGCAACUAGGGAGCAAGCCCAUGAAAGUUAACAUGCUUUGAAAUGAUGCAGCGUCAUCCGUGGACUGGCAUGAAACAAGACCCUGCCCCCCAAGCUAUUCCUCUCUCGGAGUUUCGGGGGGAGCCCAUCGGCCCCGAGACACAGGGGGGAGGUGCUGAACUUGGCCCGUGCCCCCGCCUCCCCUGGCUUCCUCCUUCCCAAGCCUCCCGAGACUCUGAGUCUUGGCGGGCAACAGAACUUAGACAUGCUCACCCCAAUUUCCCCUCCCUCGCCACACUCCUCAGAGGCUGUGCUGUCCGGCACGGCGGCUGCCAGCCAAAUGCAGCUUCUUCGAUGUCAGUGCAGUUUUCGUCGUGAUUCAGUCAGGCUAAGCUUGCGCCCUCCGCCUUCCCCAGCUGCGUGGGCGGCGCAGGUAUGCAUGUCGUCCUCCCUGCAGGAAGCCAGUGGGUGGUAUCCAGAAACCCUUUAAGAGCAGGAGAGGCCUUUGCGGCCGCCAUGCCCAGGGGACAAAGAAAUGGCUUUUCACAGAGAAGCCUGGCUUGGCGCCUCAGCUCCGCCAGGGCCCGCGUCAUGGCAGAUGGAACUGAGGCCGGGUUGCCACCCCGAGGGCACUGGAAUGUCGGAGACCAGCGAGAGGGAAGUGUGUGUGGCUAAGGGAUGCCUGCACCCAGCUCCCACUAGUGUUGUGGCCUUUGGCCCGUCACUGUGCCUCAGUUUCCCCACUUGUGUCACCGGCCUCUCACAGCACCAGCGCAGCAGCAUAGGGUGAAGCUGAAAUGGAGUCCCCAAGCCCCAGGCCUAGCCAUGGUGACACGGACCGACUGGUCAUCUCUCUGGGUGGGCUCACCCUGGGGGCACCCCCUUCUCUAGUCUCAUGCCCGGUCUGUCUGUUCAUGCCGUGUUCCUGAGCCUCGGUUUCCUCAGGAAGUGCGAUCUCGCGGGGAGCCCAGCGUGGACCAGGCCGGGUCAGCCACGAGGUGUGGCCCGAGCGGCCCCAGGAGGGCGGGUCCGGGCUGGCGUAACUGGGUUUAUCCUGCCCCCGAUUUCUGUUUUGUUACAUAUCAUUAGGUGCCAAAUUUUAAAAACGGGGAGAUUUCCUGUGUUCUCGUGUGUGUUCUUUGGAAGUCAGAGCCUGCGGCAGCCCCGGCUCGCGCCAGCGGGGCCGUGAGAUGAGUCGCGUCUCCUCAUAGGGCAUGAACACGUGACCCCCCACACCCCCGCCGCUGCUCCCUGCUCCCACGUGCUGUGACCCUGACCUCCCCCCUUCUGUCAGCGCGCUGCAGACUGCCUACCUGUACCCCGUCGUAGAAAUAAAAUCUUUCGUCUUGACCCCAGUUGGGGUGUCGCUGUUGGGUCAUAUUCAUGGACCGCUUGUGAAUGCGUCACGUGCAACAUAAAACAUUCCUAAUUAAUAAAAAUAUUAAAAGGAUGGAAUGG